AUGUAAGAAAAACCUCAAUUAAUAUUGUGCACAGAAGAAAAUAUGGAUGAUUACAAAGAACCUAAUUUAGAGGAAAGUGUUGAAUUUGUAGAAAUAAAACAUGAUUAUUGUGAUUCAAGACCAUAAAGACAUAGUCUCCCUGAAAGUUUAAGUUAAAACAUUUUGACAUAAAUUCAUGAACUUCAUGAGUUCUUACCACAUAAAGAAAUGUAAAUCAAAGUAUAAGAAAUUACAAAAAAAGAAAAUAGAAAAUUCACAAUUAGAGUUUAUUAUUUCAUAAAAAGGUUCCUUACUAAAUUAUCAGUAAGUAGAAGGCAUAAAUUAUUCUUUAAAAGCAUACAUUUUUAAAUUGUAGGUGAUAAAGCAAGUGGAGAAUUAGAAAAAUUAGGUUAAAUAAAAAAGACAGAUAAAAAAAGAAAAAGACAUGAAAAUACAAUUUCUUGUUAUAAUCCAUUAACUAGUCUAUUAAAAAUGUUACCAAUAAUAUAUCCUUAAUCAGUAUCUAAAAUAAUUUGGGAUUUAUGCUUAUGUAUAGUAUUAAUUUACUUUUUUAUUAUGAUUCCAUUAGAAUUAGCUUUCAAUAAUUCCAUUAUGUAUUUCUAAUCUAUUUGGUUAACUGUUCCAUUUUAUUUAUUUCUUAUUAUUGAUUAUCUUAUGAAAAUGAAUACAGUUUAUUAUGAAUAUGGAUAACCAAUAAUAGAUAGAUCAUUAAUUUUCAAUAAUUAUUUCAAAUAAGGUUUAUUAAUAGAUGGCAUUUCAUUAAUAGUAUUACUUUGUGGAUUUUUUAAUGAUUAUUUUAUUUAAAGUAGAUGGCUCAAUCUUUCAUUAAUACUUUUUAUAACUUAAUAUCAUUAUUUUGCUAAAGUAGUUAGAAAUAUGGAAGAAUCAAUUCAUUUAAGUAAAACAUAAUCAUCAAUUGUGAAUUUAGCCAAAUUAAUAUUUACAAUUCUUUAUUUUCUACAUAUUUAUAGUUGUCUAUGGUAUUUUAUAGGUUCUUAUGCUAAUGAAAUAGGAAUGGUUAAUUGGUUAGAUAGUCGUCAUUUAUCAGAAGCACCUUAUGAAACAUAAUAUUUAGAAGCUUUCUAUUUCUCUACUGUAACCAUGAUUAGUGUAGGAUAUGGAGACAUAGUACCAUUAAGUAAUAUAUAAAAGUAUUUUAGAUGCCUUAGAAAAGAUAUGUACAAUCCUUUUUAUGUUUACUACAUGUGUUCAAUUGUCAUUUAGUGUAAAUACAGUAGGAGAGAUAUUAAAUUCAAUUAGUUUGUCUACUGAAAAUACAACAGAAAAGAUUCGAAUUAUUAAUAAAUUCAUGAAUAGAAAGAAAAUCAGUUUUGAAUUGCAAUAUUAGUAAUUAAAUAAAAUAGUAAUCAUAGAAUAAGGGAAUAUAUUAAAAUAUAUUGGAGUCAAUAAUUGCAAUAAGAAAAUGAAGAAGAGGAAAAAUUAAUUACUUCCUUAUCAGAGAAUCUAAAAAAUAAAUUAAUACAUGAAGCUAAUUUUUCAAUUAUUGAAAAGUGUGAUUUAUUUCAAUAAACCUUUUCUAUUGAUACUAAAUAAAAAUUAAUUAAAUUAUUCAAAACAGUACUUAUUACUCCAGAAUAAACUAUUACUUGUGAAUUACCAUAAUAUAAUGAACCUUGUUUAUGUUUUAUUGAUUAAGGAACAUUAAAUAUUUGUGCCAAUAUUACAGAUAGAUCUGAAGGUAUUACAUUUUCUUAAGGUUAAUUUUUUGGAUUAGAAGAAUUAUUAACUGGUUAAUAGCCACAAAUAUAAUUACAAUCUUUGUCAUUUGUUAAAUUAUUAAUUUUAACAAGAACUGAUUUUAUUAAUACUUUAAGAGAUAAUCCAAAAGAUUAUGAAUCAUUUUGUUAAAUGAAAGAUGAAAUAUUAUUACAUUAAAGAGAUUCAAAAACAAAAUGUAAAUCUUGUAAUUGUAUGGGUCAUGAUAUUUAAAAUUGUCCUAUUGUUCAUUAUGUUAUUGAUAAAGAAAGAGUUAUCAAAUCAUAUUAAUUUUAAUCUGAAUAAAUUAGGGUUCCAGGUAUGAGAAAUAGAAGUCGUAUUAGAAAUUAAUUUAAUGCUAUUUUUGAUUAAUGGUUUUUAUAAGAAAUUGCAUCUAUGAUGAAAAAUCAUGAAGAUUUACCUAUUGUAUAAUUUUAUGGAAUCUAAUAUGUAGAUGAUUCUGAAAUUAAAUCACCAUAAUAAUAAUUAUUAUAAUCUAAAGAUUCUUUAAUUACUAAUGAACGUGGAUCAUUUAGUUAUGUUGAUUAAGUUAUAUAAAAUGCUGUUAGUCCUUCACCUCCUAAAAUAUAUGAUCAUUCUAUUUUUCGUAAAUUUUUAAUAUAAAUUAGAUCCUCAGAGUAAAGUUUAAAGAAGAAAUUAUCCUAAAUAAAGUAUAAGAAUUAAGAAUUUUGGUAUUAAAAUUAAAUUCUAAAAAAUUAUUAAGAAAGUUAUGAAAAUGCAAAACUAUUCUAAAGCAUUUACUAGAUAGAAUGAUAUAGAAUCAAAUCAUAGAUUUAAUAAAAACAUUAAAUUCAUAGUAGAUAAUUAUUUUAAAACAAAUUCAAUAAAAGAUUAUUUAAAUAAAGUUGAGUAUGAAAAUCUAUAUUUUCUAAAAAUGAAAUGUGAUUUAAUUUAAUAUUCAGAACUUAUUUUAUCCAAGCCUUUUGAGAUAUAAAAAGAAUAUUAAAUAUAUCAAGUUCAUAAUAAUUUAUCACAUGUAAUUAAGAAAACAGAUGCAUAUUUAGAAUAAUAAAAGAGUAGAAUAUCUUUUAAAUAAGAAACACCAAAAAAUGAUAAAUUAAUAUAAUUAAAUUAAGAAGAAAGAAAAGUUAUUUUAAAAGACAGCCUUAUAAGGUAUCUUUCCUAUCCAAAUUUAUACUUUUCAAAAUAUUAUGAUAAAAAUGAACCUUCUGAAACUCCUUAAUCAAUAGGAUAGAAAAAAGCAAGAGCUCUAUUCAAAGCUUACAAGAAAAGAUAAAUUAUGAGAUAAAAUGCAUUUCUUUUGCCUCUUUCUCAAAAAAAUGAUACCAAAGGGCUUAAGUCUUCUUUAGCUGUAGGAAUAAAUGUGAUAGUGCCUGAAAAUUGA
Messenger RNA from Paramecium pentaurelia, 3082 nucleotides. NCBI's taxonomy places the organism in Eukaryota, Ciliophora, Oligohymenophorea, Peniculida, Parameciidae. The record is from the annotation of a GenBank genome assembly.